AUGAGCAGCGCUGCAUCGCGCGGGCGUUGCAGGCAGCAGCAGUUUUGCGUGCGUGAAACGGCGGCGGCUCACGACGACGGCGAUGAACAUGAAUCGCGACCACGGUCGAAGUGUCGGUUUUUUGUUGUAGUUGUCGAUGUAACUGACCUGAGGACAGCUAUCGACGCGAUGUUGAUGAUCGAGCGGCUGCCGCUGACCAAGGAGCGUUUGGAGGUGAGUGUCAGACUGAGGUAUUGCUUUCGUGAACGAAGAAGAGAGGAGGAGGCGUCGUUGUCGCCCUCCGGUCUUUGUUGUCGCGUUUCGCCAGUGACAUACUAA
Soboliphyme baturini is the source of this 318-nucleotide messenger RNA. NCBI's taxonomy places the organism in Eukaryota, Metazoa, Nematoda, Enoplea, Dioctophymatida, Soboliphymatidae. The record is from the annotation of a GenBank genome assembly.